Molecule: messenger RNA, 1257 nt
Organism: Acaulospora colombiana
Lineage: Eukaryota; Fungi; Glomeromycota; Glomeromycetes; Diversisporales; Acaulosporaceae
Source: the annotation of a GenBank genome assembly
AUGGAAACUCCGAUAAAAAAACCUGUCGCCAUCACAUCAUCCGAAAGAGACAAUUUCGACAAACUUACCAAAGAAAAUAAAGUGCUCAAGCAAAAAGUGGAUGCUUUGGAAAAAGAAAACAUGCUACUCAAAAAAUCCAUCUAUGAUCUAUCGGUUAAGUAUGCGGAGGCUGCACAUAAUCAAAGAGUUAGGCCACUUGUAAUUGACUUCGAAGAGCAAGAUGGCGGGAAAGAAAUUAUCGAUAACUUGGAUAAUUCAUCUGGAAAUAAUUUGCGCGAAAAGAAUCGCGAGGGACGAACAUUUCAUCCAAAAUCCGAAUUCAAGGGUCACAAUGGUGCCGUCUACGCAAUUCAAUUUUCUCCAUGCGGAAAAAUGCUUGCUUCCGGAUCGUUCGACAAAACAGUGCGAAUAUGGGACACAAUAUCCUUACAAAAAGAGCAAGCUUGCUUAAAAGGGCAUACUCUUAAUGUGUCUGAUGUAUGUUGGUCAAAUGAUUCUACCGUUUUAUUAUCUGGAGCAUAUGAUCAAACAUGCAAAUUAUGGGACAUUGAAACAAAUAGGUAUACAAAUUCGUUUGAGAGCGAAGGAUUUGUUCAGUGUGUGAUGUUUAAUCCACAAGAUAACAAUAUAUUUGUUAACGGAACUUCGCGCAAAGUCCUUUCGGUAAUCGACAUACGGAAACCCGAGAACGCGUUGAAUUUGAAGAGCGACGGAAUGAUAAAUUCCCUGUAUGUUUGUCGGGAUGGCCAAAAUGUUAUCACUGGCGAUUCCUUGGGUUACGUAAAGACAUGGGAUCUGAGAGCCGGAUCGGCUUUCCAAUCAUUCCCCAACGAACCAACCAAGAAACCCAUAUCACAUGUAGCCUUUUCGCAGAAGAGCUCCAGUGAGUUUCUUGACGAUUUCAAUCUACGCAACGACGAGGAAGAGCCGCGAUAUAUGGCCGUUAAUAGCUAUGAUAAUGAUCAAUAUUCGGUGCUGCAAAGAACGACACCGAUCAAAGAUAUCUUCAAUGACAAAGAAUUGCAAACGGAUUCCGCAGACGACAUCGUUUAUGAGAAAGACAAACCGUUGGAAGCCAGUCUUUUAUUGGCGACGGGAAGUGCUGACCCAUGCGCAUAUAUAUAUAAUGUCGGAGGUCCCGAAAGUACAGGAGAAUUAUUGCAGCGAUUGGAAGGGCACACCGAUUUCGUUUAUGCAGUAGACUUUCACCCCACGGAGCCUACAUUAGCUACUUGUUCAGCAGAUUACACGAUAAGA